CGGCGAAAGGGCAGCGGUACACUUUUGUAAACAACAUGGCGUAUGUUGGCCGACUGGCCAACAGAUGAAACACCGUGCAGACAACUUUGGGAUUUGAUAUCAACCAGAAGACGUUUCAUGUUUUUCUCUUGAGAAGUAUCACAGCGGGCCAAUCAACCUCAGAGCGGUGUCAAGGAGACCGUUUGACAUCCAAACGGUGCUCUUCAGUCUAUGGGCUCUCAGUCCAGUUCUGGGAUGUCUGGUGGAAGGGGAUCUUCCAGUGACAACCCAGUUGAUCAGUCCGAUUUAGAAGAGCAAAGCCAGGGCAGCAGCAGCAGGAGGAGCAGCAGCAGCAGCAGCAACAGCAGCAGCAGUAGUCAUAGUAGCAGCAGCAGCAGCAGGCAGCAAGGAGACGCAGUGUCAGCAUCAGAGGAGGACGUUGACUUAGCUGAAGUGCUGGCUUAUCUACUGAGGAGGGGCCAGGUCAGACUGGUCCAUGGCAGUGGAGCCACAGGGUUGCAGCUGGUCCAGUCGUACUCCGACUCCGACGAGGACAGCGACGGGGCGUGGGAGGGUCGGCUGGCAAACCACUACAAUCCUCCUGUGGACACCCAGCCUGACACGCAUGAGGUGGACCGCAGUGAGAUCCGAACUCAGAUCCUGGUGGCCACUGCUUCGUCCGACCUGAAAGGCAAAACAAGUUUCACACACAUGCUAACAGAGAGGGCACAAGGACGAUGUCAAGGCUCGAGUUUUUCCCACGGAGAGUGCAGUCGCAUCCGCUCGCAUUUCCUGCCAAACUAUGUCUGUCAGAAGGCUAAAUACAACCACAAAGCUUUCUGCGGCGUCUACAGCGAGGACGGCAACAUGUUUCUCUCUGCCUGCCAGGAUCAGAACAUCCGCCUGUAUGACACAAGCAGAGGGCGCUUUCUGCUACGGCAAACGGUGAAGGCUCGAGAUGUCGGCUGGAGCGUUCUGGACGUCUGCUUCACGCCAGACGCGCAGCACGUGCUCUACUCCAGCUGGUCGGACUACAUUCAUCUGUGCAGUAUCAAUGGGGACAGUGAAAACCACACUGCAUUGGACCUCAAUCCGGAUGAGAGGAGGUUCUGUGUGUUCUCACUUGCUGCAUCCACAGAUGGAAAAGAGAUUCUGGGAGGAGCAAAUGACGGCUGUCUUUACGUAUUUGACCUUGAGCAGAAUAAAAGGACACUGAAGAUCGAUGCCCACGAGGAUGACGUGAACGCGGUGGCGUUUGCCGACAGCUCGUCCCAGCUGCUCUUCUCCGGCAGCGACGAUGCGCUGUGCAAAGUAUGGGACAGGAGGACGCUACGGGAAAAUCGGCCGGAGCCUGUGGGACAGCUGGCGGGCCACCGGGAUGGCAUCACCUUCAUCCACAGCAAGGGCGAUGCUCGCUAUCUGAUCAGCAACUCAAAGGACCAGACCAUCAAGCUCUGGGACGUGAGGAAGUUCUCACCCAAAGAGGGAUUGGCAGCCUCUCGCCUGGCCGUCACCCAGCAGAAUUGGGAUUACCGCUGGCAGCGGGUCCCCCAAAGAGCCUUGAGGCGACAUAAGAUAGCCGGCGACACUUCGGUGAUGACGUACCGUGGCCACGGCGUCCUGCACACGCUCAUUCGCUGCCGUUUCUCACCCGAAUUCAGCACGGGGCAGAGGUUCAUCUAUUCUGGCUGCUCCACCGGCAAGAUUGUCAUCUACGACGUGCUGACGGGUGCUGUCGUUUCCAAAUUGUUGGGUCACGGUGCCUGCGUCAGGGAUGUCACUUGGCACCCGUAUGAAGACAACAUCAUCAGUAGCUCUUGGGACUGCGUUGUACAAAUGUGGGAGCACAGACAAACUCACCCUCUUGACGAGGAGCGGGAGAGAGAAUGACAGCUUGGAGCCGGCAGGAGACCAAGACGGACGGAGGGAGGGAGGGAGGGAGGGAGGUAGGGGAGGGGAGUCCGGUCCGCUCUCCACACACUGAGCUUGGCUCAUAUGAUUACAAUCAAGAGACAGACACCUCCACGCUUGCUUUAGUCACAAGCGCAACCUUUUUUUUUCUUAUGGCCUGUGACUCUUUGGUGAAGAGCCAAAAGCUGAAUUGACUGAACUAUGGAGUUUUUUUAAACUUGAAAGUGAAAUAGAUUUCAACACAGCAGGGAUACUACGUGGAAGGCAAUUGUGUAUAAAUUGUAUAGUAUUCUAUUGACGACGUUUAUAAUCUCAAGUGUGUUGAAAAGACGUCACCUCUUAUCUCUUCCCAGGGGCCAAAUGAUGAC
Syngnathus acus (greater pipefish) is the source of this 2258-nucleotide messenger RNA. RefSeq names its product ddb1 and cul4 associated factor 11 (gene dcaf11). The transcript has 15 exons. Gene Ontology annotation, biological process: proteasome-mediated ubiquitin-dependent protein catabolic process. The record is from RefSeq and is a predicted model, not a curated record. The coding region runs from base 211 to 1869 and encodes 552 amino acids. Gene Ontology annotation, molecular function: protein binding. Gene Ontology annotation, cellular component: Cul4-RING E3 ubiquitin ligase complex. NCBI's taxonomy places the organism in Eukaryota, Metazoa, Chordata, Actinopteri, Syngnathiformes, Syngnathidae.